AUGACUGUUGUAGAUAUGGUGUCUAAUGUGAGAGUGCAGAAAGACAAUUUAAUGAUUCCAACAAAUAGGCAUCUUUUACGGGAGAUGUUACGUAUAGGAGUACCCUUGUCAAUUUCCCAACUUUCUCAAUUUAGUUUUAUGAUUGUCAUGUUAUGUUUUGCUGGUCAUCUUGGCGUUCAUGAACUUGGAGGCGUUUCUAUUGCAAUUGGCAUCUUAAACGCAACAGGAUUUGCCUUUGGUAGUGGACUUUGUGGAGCUCUUGAGACACUUCUCUCACACUCUUACGGAAUGGAUCCACAAAGUACAAUGUAUGGAGUUUAUGCUCAACGAAUGUUUCUUAUUCUUAUGAUAUUUACUAUUCCACUCUCUUUUUUACUAUUUUUUAUCGAACCUUUAUUGAUAUCUUUAGGUGAACCUGAUCGUGUGGCAAAUAAUGUAGGAAGAUUUUGUCGAAUUUGUGUCUUGGGACUACCACCUAUUAUGUUGUUAGAGCUUUUAAGAAGAUAUUAUGCAAGUCAGCAUAGAUCUAAUCCCGUAUUUUUUGUUUUAGCUCUAGCAGCAUUUUUACAUCCUCUUCUGCAAUAUAUUCUUGUUUCUCUAUUUGGUUACACCGGUAUUGCAAUGGGGUGGGUUGUUCUUUUCGUUUGUAUGGAUAUUGCACUUAUUCUUUAUCUUCGAAUUAGUGGUCUUUACCGUCAUACUUGGGGUGGAUGGAGUAAAGCAGCAUUAAAAAAUUGGGGACCUUUGUUUAGAUUAGCUAUUCCAUCUCUUUUUAUGGCAUUUAGUGAAUGGACAGCGAUGGAAGUAAAUUCUGUGUGUGCUGGAUUUUUGAGUAUUGUGGAAUUAGGUGCAUAUGCGAUUAGUAGUCAAGUAGCGAAUCUAUGCUGGAGUACAGUAUCUGGUUUUUUUAUGGCUACUACUGUUUUAGUAGGAAAUUGUAUUGGUGAAAGAAAUCCUCAUUUAGGAAAAACUUUUGCGGUUAUUUCUUUUAUAAUUGUGAUAGCCGUAUGUUUUUUUAAUGUUGUUCUUGUUUAUACCUUUCGACAAGAAGUUGCAUAUAUAUUUACUUCUGAUACAGAAGUUGUAUCCAUUUUUGUUGAAGUUACACCUUACUUUUUAUUAUUUCACGUUUUAGAUGCUCUACAGUGUAAUUUCCUGGGAAUUCUACGUGGAUGUGGAUUACACGUGACGGGAGCUGUUAUUGUUUUCACUAGUCUCACACUUGUGGGAACCCCGCUGGGUCUUUAUCUUCUUUUUCAUCAUCACUACGGUGUGGAUGCUCUGUGGAUUGGGCCCAUUGUCGGUUGUGCCGCUGUGGGAAUACCGGCGUAUAUUUUUGUAUUUCGCCACCGCAUCCGGUGGGAUGCCCUGCGGCCGCAUUUGGAGGAGUCAUCGUCUGCGAGUACUAAACGUUUUGUAUUAGCGGGAGAAGAGGAGAUUGGAGAGGCGUGA
Trypanosoma theileri is the source of this 1452-nucleotide messenger RNA. RefSeq names its product putative membrane transporter protein. The record is from RefSeq and is a predicted model, not a curated record. Gene Ontology annotation, cellular component: membrane. The transcript has a single exon. Bases 1 to 1452 code for a protein of 483 amino acids. Gene Ontology annotation, biological process: xenobiotic detoxification by transmembrane export across the plasma membrane. Gene Ontology annotation, molecular function: xenobiotic transmembrane transporter activity; antiporter activity. Lineage: Eukaryota; Euglenozoa; Kinetoplastea; Trypanosomatida; Trypanosomatidae.